Molecule: messenger RNA, 570 nt
Organism: Prunus armeniaca (apricot)
Lineage: Eukaryota; Viridiplantae; Streptophyta; Magnoliopsida; Rosales; Rosaceae
Source: the annotation of a GenBank genome assembly
AUGAGUAUCUCUGUUAUUUUCUUUACACCGCUCUCUGUGGAUACGACACUCGAACUUCUGAGCUACACUUCUAUACGACACAUUCACUUGGGUUUUGCAAAGUGGUACAAAUCAAUUGGCGCCGUUGCCAGGGAGCGGCUUGUCAAAGAGUACAGAGAUCCCCUUGGUCAGAGGUUUGCUGGUUACGUGAAAUUCUUCACAUUUGAAAUGAAAGGAGCUUAUAAGGAGCAUUGUGCUGCUGUUGGAAACUUUAAACAACAAUAUUCUCCUUUUUCCAACACUUACAAUCCAGCAACAAGGAAUCAUCCAAAUUUUUGUUGGAGCAAUGAGCCACAACCUCAAUUAGGUCUUGGUGAAUUGAAGCCCACAGCAAUGAAGUUACAACUUGUUGAUCAUUCUAUACAAAUGCCGAGAGGGGUUGAUAAAUGGAGACCAAGGUUUGAGAAACUUCCACCUCGGAAGGAAAAGACAUUGCCAUCAAAUGUGGAAGUUCCUAAGCUAGAAUUGAAGCCUUACCUACGAGACUUAAACAUGCAUUCUUGGGGUCCAACAACACUUUUCUACUGGUAA